AUGCCCGGCAUUGCAGGACCCUCGGGCGGGCCUAACGUGACCAUUCCUCAGUCAACGUCGCGGAGAAGACCUCCGCCCACCGGUGACGAGGAGGCUACUGCGCGACUGAAGCUAGGAGACUGCGAAAAUGAGCAGGCUCUMUCGCCUGCCGAAGUCAUGCUCAUGCUCGAGCAGUUGGAGCUCGCCGACAACAAGCACGACCCAACCAAUGACAUCUACUACAAAACCAAAGAAUACUGCAAGCACUUUGCGCGUUUCAAGGAACCCAACAGCAUCACACUGGUCAACGGCAUCAGCGUCGAGCUCACGUCACGCGGGCUGGGCAUCGUCGAGUUCGAGCGGGCGCAGUUGGCAACAUUGUGCURCGACACGGCGGAAGAGGCACGUACGUUGAUCCCUUCUCUUGAAGGCAAAAUCGGCGACGAGGAACUCCAGGCUGCGUUAGACGACAUUUCCAAGCUUCGGGACUUCACUUAG
This is a messenger RNA of Ramularia collo-cygni, 477 nucleotides long. Its product is annotated as related to DNA-directed RNA polymerase II chain. The transcript has 2 exons. Gene Ontology annotation, cellular component: RNA polymerase II, core complex; P-body. NCBI's taxonomy places the organism in Eukaryota, Fungi, Ascomycota, Dothideomycetes, Mycosphaerellales, Mycosphaerellaceae. Gene Ontology annotation, biological process: positive regulation of translational initiation; mRNA export from nucleus in response to heat stress; transcription initiation at RNA polymerase II promoter. Gene Ontology annotation, molecular function: nucleotide binding; translation initiation factor binding. The record is from RefSeq and is a predicted model, not a curated record. The coding region runs from base 1 to 477 and encodes 158 amino acids.